Nezara viridula (southern green stink bug) is the source of this 772-nucleotide messenger RNA. The record is from the annotation of a GenBank genome assembly. NCBI's taxonomy places the organism in Eukaryota, Metazoa, Arthropoda, Insecta, Hemiptera, Pentatomidae.
GUUUUUCUUUUCUACCGCUUGAUAACACUUAGGACAAUGUUAAAAUAAUUAGGUCAGUGGAUUUAAUCAAUUAUUUUUAUAACAAAGAAAAACUCAGACUUGCUCGACAUUUCUCAUUUUUCAAGUAAGCUUCCCUUAAAACAUUUGUCUAGAUAGCGGAUUUUAGUUUAUACUAUACCUCAAUAGAUAGCGUUACUGUACUGAUUGGAUCUUUCUCGAGAGAGGGGGUAAUAAACAGGCAGAGAGAAAAUGUCGGAAGAGACCGCAGUACGUACUGUUAGCUGUUGGUGUGUUGUUCUCGGGUCCUGUUUGUUUUGUUUUCAUAUCGUGUUUAAAUCAUGUAGCUACAAAUGACUUUUCAACUCUAAGUUUCAAAAUGGUCCGUUUGAAAAGAUUUCUUCAUGCGUUAAUAGCAAUUACAGUUAUAGCUACUAUUUAUAUUCUUACACAGGAAAAACGAUCAGUUGAACUUGAAGCUUUUAAACAGGAAAUCGGCUGGCAGGAAAGAGCUCCUCGUUCGCUUUCCAACGAUUACGAAUCUAAUGCCAUCGAAGUCCUUAAAUCGACGGCUACGCCUUCUCCGACUACCGCAACUGUCCGCGAUCUUUUCAUCAGUAUCAAAACAACAGUGCAUUACCAUCAAGCGAGGCUUCCUAUAAUCCUGAAAACAUGGUUUCAGCUGGCACCAGAACAGAUAUUUGUGGUCAAACAUGAGAUCGGCGCUUCUUGCUUCAGAAUCCGCUGGGAUUCAAAUCCGCUUCGCAAAAGGUAA